Lodderomyces beijingensis is the source of this 1509-nucleotide messenger RNA. NCBI's taxonomy places the organism in Eukaryota, Fungi, Ascomycota, Pichiomycetes, Serinales, Debaryomycetaceae. The record is from the annotation of a GenBank genome assembly.
AUGGGGAAUGUUCCGGCAAAGGAGUCUAGGAGUAGAUCAAACUCUGCAGUGUCUACAAUCCACGCCGGCUCAAGUCCGAACACGUACAACACGUCGACCGCCUCCUCGAGCAACCGCGGAGGAGCAGCAGGAGGUGGGGGAUCGAGGCAACGAAGGCAUACAAAUUCAGCAGCAACAAGUGGUCAAGCGAGCAAUUCAAAAUCCACGCCUUCAUCGUCCGAUUUGAGGAAAAGGAAACGACAGGAAGAGAAGGAACAAAAACAGUACUACCACUACCUGCAAUUGGUGGUUAGACCCGAGGAAAAUGUCGAUGGUGGCUAUUUGGCACCAUUUGGCACUUACAAGUCCAACUUGGACUACGACGUUGAUAUAGUGCGGUCGUUGAUUGUUAACCGUCAAAUCUCGCCCUUUUUCACCCCUUUGCAGGAUUUUGACGAGUCUUGGACAAACGAAGAAUUGGCGAUUUUGUUGUCACAGUUGCCCUUGCAUGCAUUUGAAGAGCCUACCGGUUUGAAUGACGAUGAAAAUGAAGAAGACGAUUUGGAUAACCACAAGAUCCACAAGAGUAGCAACUACUAUAAGCGGCAAGAGGAAAAAGCCAAGUUGAAGCUGUUGAUCAUCAAGAUGAAGGAAAUUCAAAAAGAUGAGGAAAACAAGUAUCUUGAAUACAAGAAAAGGGGACAUAGCCAGUGUCCCAGUAAAGAUUUGAGCUUGAAACUAUAUCGACAUCCAAGCGAAUGUCCCAUUUGUUUCUUGUACUAUCCACUGCAUUUGAAUGUUUCGAGAUGCUGUUUACAGCCUAUUUGUACUGAGUGCUUUGUCCAGAUCAAGAGACUAGAUCCACACCCACCACAUGAUGAUCCGUCAAAUCAGCAAGCAGGCGAGCAACCGCACUCGUUGAUUUCGGAGCCCGCGAGCUGCCCCUAUUGUGCCAUGCCUGAUUUUGGUGUCACUUAUGAGCCACCCAUUGACAUCCACACCGGGAUCGGUGGGAUCGCACCUGGAGACUACAAAACUGUCAGUGCCAUUGCCGAAGACGAAAGCGCUAGUGCCAUAACAGAUGGCGAUGGAGAUGGAGAUGAAGAUUCCACGGGUGGCAGUCCAAGUCCAAGUUCAAAAGUGCCAAAAGGCAAUUUUGAUUCGCCCACGUCUCCGCCACCGGCCAGUUCCAUGGUGAGCAAAGUGUUGAAGAAAAAGGCUAUAAAAAGAAGAAGCUCGGUUGCUGCCACGGCUCCCGGUGUUACCACCAUCGAUAUAAUCAGACCCGAUUGGGAAGUCAAUUUGAAUUCGGCUAGGCACAAGUUAGCUCGCAAGGCUGCUGCUGCUACUGCGAUUCAUGCCAGUAAUUUAAUCAUUGAGGGUAACACCAACAACUCCCGUGCGAGAUCAAGCACGGUGGGCUCCAAUAGUGGAUACGCGGCUGUUGAGCAACGGAUGAUUGAAGAAGCAAUGAGAUUAUCUUUGCUUGAUGAAGAAGAGAGAAGGAGGAAAGCCGAUCGAGGAAGUUAA